This is a messenger RNA of Salvia splendens (bonfire salvia), 619 nucleotides long. RefSeq lists its product as uncharacterized. The transcript is spliced from 2 exons. NCBI's taxonomy places the organism in Eukaryota, Viridiplantae, Streptophyta, Magnoliopsida, Lamiales, Lamiaceae. The coding region runs from base 171 to 467 and encodes 98 amino acids. The record is from RefSeq and is a predicted model, not a curated record.
AUAACUAGCAUAUCCAAUCAAGUAGGUAGGUUACUGAAUUCCGGGACAAUGAUUGAUUGAUAUCUUCAUCGUUGAUUUAGUCCUCAAAUUUUCUUUUUCUUUUUUCCCCCUUUUGUUUUCCUGCACUUGGUAGCAUAGCAGGCUUGAAAAUUCAAAAAACGAAGAAGGAGAUGCAUCUAUGGCCGUCGAUGCGGCUGAGGGACUCUUUCAAGGAGAAUUACUUGAAGAAAUUGGAAUGGAAUCUUCAUCGGAUGAACAUCGAAAAGCGGCAGCAGAAGCAGCAUCAGCGAAAUCAGUCUGAUUGCACUCAGCAGAAGCUUCUGGAAACCGACAAUAGUGAUUCGGAAGAUUCGGGGUGUGGAGGAAUUGGUGUGAUAUGCAGAGAAAUUCUCAUGAUUCUCUCCUGCUGUUACUGUUGUUUCUGCUGUGGAGCCUGUGUUGUUGAUGAAGAAAGCAGCAGAAAGUGAAACACAGAGGAACCUCAUAGUCCAGGAACAUGGACUUGUACAAAAUGGUAAAGGAACAUUGAAAUAAAACACAGUACAUUUAUUGCUAUGUAUGUAUAUGUGAUUGACCUUAUCUACCUGGUUAUUUCAAAAUCUGUUAGAUCUUUUCUUAA